Astyanax mexicanus (Mexican tetra) is the source of this 1725-nucleotide messenger RNA. RefSeq names its product XIAP associated factor 1 (gene xaf1). Gene Ontology annotation, molecular function: zinc ion binding. Gene Ontology annotation, biological process: apoptotic process. The record is from RefSeq and is a predicted model, not a curated record. The coding region runs from base 54 to 803 and encodes 249 amino acids. The transcript has 8 exons. Lineage: Eukaryota; Metazoa; Chordata; Actinopteri; Characiformes; Acestrorhamphidae.
CCCUCAUAAUAUCACAACAACUCUGACUGACUCCAGAUUACUGUCGAGUCACUAUGGACGAUCCACUGGAAGCUCCUGAGGAACUGGUUCAGUGUAGCCACUGUAAUAAAGAGGUGGCCAAGGUGAACCUUCCUGUACAUGAAGCUCAUUGCCAGCGGUUCCUCUGCCUGUGUUCUGACUGUGAUGAGUUGGUGCCUAAGGAUCAGCUUGAAGAGCAUCGGGUGGAACAACACACAGUGGUGAGAUGUAAAAUGUGUGAUAAGAAGAUGCAGAGGUACAAGCUGCCAAACCAUGAGACAAAUGAGUGCAGAGAGAGGCCUCAGGUCUGUGAGUUCUGUGAGCUGGAUCUGCCUCUGAGCGCUCUGGAGGAGCACGUUAUGACCUGUGGAAGUCGGACAGAACGCUGUCCAGACUGUAAGCAGUUCGUCACCCUGAAAGACCAGAAAAAACAUGCCCAGAUCUGUCCCUCUGCGCUCUCUGAGGACGACAGCCACAGUGAGGAGGAAUCCACUUAUGGAGCUAUGAAGCCUGCGCCAAUUAAUAAUUUGCAGGAUGAUCAGAAGCUUAAGAAUCCGUACUUCACGGCUGACUCUGGGUCUGACUCUGAGAAUGAAGAAAAUAAAGAACCUCCAGACUUCACUUUCUCAUCUCACUACAUGAGUAAGGGGGGUGGUGCUGCUGGAUUUGUAGACUUGGACCAGAUCCGUACCUGUCCCAACUGUCACCUGGCACUUCCACUACAGACACUGCAAUGGCACGAGGAAAAAUGCAAGAUUUUUGAAAGCUUGAAACUGAUCGACUGAGACAGAGAACACAAUUAUUCUUUUUACAGUACAAACCCCUUUAACAUCACUGGACAGUGACCUCAUCAUUAGUAAUGGAGCUGGUUUGGGCAAAAAAGGGGAUUUAAUGCACUCCACACCAACCAAUAUCUGCACUCUGCAAUUAACAGCAACUAUCAAACGGAGAAGAAGGAAGAAAGAGGAGAAGAAGUCUUUUCUAUGGGUCUAUUCAUCAUAAAAAUUUUACACAUAAAAAAAACAGCUGUCCGAUUUACCAUGUGUUAAAAAUUAAGGCAACAAAAUGUAUACUCUAACUUUAUAUCUACUUUAAGAAAUAUUUUUAUUAGAUUUUUAUAUGAUUAUUAUGAAUUAAAUAGUAAACUAGUGAUUAUGUGAAAGAAAUUUAAAAAGUGCAUUUUAAAAAGUGCAAUAUACAUUGGCAUACCAAAAGUCAUGGGCCAGAAAGUAGUAUCAUGUCCCAAGAAGCUAAAGAAUUCUGCACUGAUCUGUGGGAUGUGUGUGUAAGUUAUCCAGCAUUGAAAAUGAAUGUUGUUUUUGCUAAAGCUCAACCUCACAAGUUAACACCUCACAACUUGCACAGGUGCGGGCUUUCCCAAGAUGUCCCCUAAGGUAACACUUAAUCAUGAAUUUACACAUUGCUAUCCCAUGACUUUUGGAAUGUAUAAAAAACAAUGAAAGUAAAAAAAUGACACAAAUGCCAAAUGUAUAUAUUAUGUACUUUUAAAUAUUAGGUACUUUUUUUAUUAUUAUCAUUGUUAUAACAAAUUCUUAAAUGAUUGAAUGUAAUAGUAAGUUAGUAUGAAUUAAAAAUGUCAAUGAAUGUCAAAUAUGUUAAAAUGAUGACUUUUUAACAUGCAUUACAUGUUUUCUUUUUAAGUCACUUUUAAAUGCAAAAGUUAUCUAAUAAAUUGGAGAAUAAAAU